Messenger RNA from Anolis carolinensis (green anole), 1841 nucleotides. RefSeq names its product C-X-C motif chemokine 11-6. Gene Ontology annotation, cellular component: extracellular region. NCBI's taxonomy places the organism in Eukaryota, Metazoa, Chordata, Lepidosauria, Squamata, Anolidae. The coding region runs from base 99 to 380 and encodes 93 amino acids. Gene Ontology annotation, molecular function: chemokine activity. The transcript is spliced from 4 exons. Gene Ontology annotation, biological process: immune response. The record is from RefSeq and is a predicted model, not a curated record.
CCCUCCUGGCUUUCCUCACACCGCAUCUCCCUCUUCCAGCAGCUUCCUUGGGAAGAAGAAGGAGAAGAAGGCAGAAAGAAACCUCAGAAGCAGCCAAAAUGAUGAAGUCCGCUCUUGCAGUCCUGCUCCUCAUCCUCAGUGCAGCUUUCCUGGAAGGAAUGCCAACCUCCAGCAGGGGACGCUGUUUGUGUCAAGGAAGGCGCAUGAUAAGAGUCAACAUGUUGGAUGUUGCAGAAGUGGAAUACCACCGGUCAAGCCCCAGCUGUUCUGAGGACGAGUUAAUAAUUUUUUUCAAAACGAAUGGGAAGACAGGAUGCCUUGACAUCACUAAGAAGCAGGGAAGGAUCAUAAAAGAGGCUAUUAUGAGGAAAAGGAAGUAAAGACAAGAAUGGAGAAGUAUAUGAAAAUUUGAGUGUUCAUUUCGUUACAGAGGAAGACUCAUAAUACAGUUCAAACUGGGUCUCAGGGUUUAAAUUAUUCGGACAUCUCCUUGAGAACAUUCUGCCUGACUCUUGAAGGACUCUAAAAACCAUCAGCCUUGUUUAACAAACAUCUUGCUCUCACAAAUCUACAGGGAUUCUGUAACAAAGCUAUUCCGCCGUCUGUCAAGAUCAGAGUUAGUCUUAGGGAAAUAGAAAAGUGUUUGACCUCAAGGACAGUGAUGUCGCACUUGUUAUUUUUGUUAUAUUUCCUGCUUUUUUACAUUUUUAGGAAGAACGUUGUCCCACUGUCAGGUCAUGUUUAUCUCUUUCUUUCUGGGCAUUUGUGUAAGCUAUUAGAGUUAGAAAAUAGAUAUUUCCUCUGUUGGCUUUGCCCACUUGGUGUGUUGUACUACAAUGCCCAUUACAAUAGAGUCUCACUUAUCCAACACUCGCUUAUCCAACGUUCUGGAUUAUCCAACGCAUUUUUGGAGUCAAUGUUUUCAAUAUAUCGUGAUAUUUUGGUGCUAAAUUUGUAAAUACAGUAAUUACAACAUAUCAUUACUACAUAUUGAACUACAUUUUCUGUCAAAUUUGUUGUAUAACAUGAUGUUUUGGUGCUUAAUUUGUAAAAUCACAACCUAAUUUUAUGUUUAAUAGGCUUUUCCUUAAUCUCUCCUUAUUAUCCAACAUAUUCGCUUAUCCAAUGUUCUGCCGGCCCGUUUAUGUUGGGUAAGUGAGACUCUACUGUAUUCCCAAAAUGUCAUUGCUGGCGGUGUUGUAGUUCCACACAUCUAGAAGGUACUAUAGUGAAGGAAGCUGCUGGAAAUGUCCAAAUUUUACUUUAGAAUCCACUCCUGUAACUAUAGUAUGAAUGGAGGAAAUGGGCAUUUUUUUUUACAUGUGUAUGCUUUUAACAUGAAAAGUUAACCCCUUUCCUGCUGCAAUUCUGAGACCGGAGAAUUGGGAUCCCUGGGAUAAAUUGGGAUUCCUGGCCAUCCAUAUCCCCAUUAUUCCACGAUCUAUGGCUAGACCAUACUGUAGCUCAGCCAUUGGCAAACUUGGGCCCUCCAGGUGUUUUUGACUUCAACUCCCACAAUUCCUAACAGCCGGUAGGCUGUUAGGAAUUGUGGGAGUUGAAGUCAAAAACACCUGGAGGGCCCAAGUUUGCCCAUGGCUGCUAGCCGAACCAGGGUCCCAUCUACACUGCCAUUGAAUUAGAUAAUAUGAAUCUACACUGCCAUAUAGUUCAAUCUGGAUUAUAAUGGCAGUGUAGAUGGGGCCAAAGUCAUCUCGAAGAGAAGGGAAAACCAGCUAUGUAACCUCAGGAUAUCACUUUUUUUUUAUGACCAGUAUAAUGGACAUGUAUGUUUAUUAUCUGCCAAUAUGUACAGAUGUAAAUAAAGAAAUAUUUUCUAAUAA